This is a messenger RNA of Exophiala xenobiotica, 1621 nucleotides long. RefSeq lists its product as uncharacterized. The transcript has a single exon. The record is from RefSeq and is a predicted model, not a curated record. Gene Ontology annotation, cellular component: mitochondrion. NCBI's taxonomy places the organism in Eukaryota, Fungi, Ascomycota, Eurotiomycetes, Chaetothyriales, Herpotrichiellaceae. Gene Ontology annotation, biological process: rRNA methylation. Gene Ontology annotation, molecular function: RNA methyltransferase activity; RNA binding. The coding region runs from base 41 to 1408 and encodes 455 amino acids.
CAACCACCCUUGCGGCCUUCCAUAUUCUUUGAACUUGUGAAUGCAGUCCGUUGUACGCAUUGCUCUGCGCAACAAGCUUGCAUGUGCGGCGUCCGCUGAAACAACUACUCGCCGUUGGAUCUCCCUAACUGGCGCCAUUGAAAAGGGUAAACGAGAUGGCCAGUAUAGCAGAGUCAAGCAUGAACGCCGCUAUGAGGAUCAGCGAGCUUCUCCUGGCACUGGAAAUUACAAGAACAUAGAGAGCCACGAUGGCUUGGAGUUCGAUGGAUUUAAGAGCUAUAGACAACGCCUAAAGAAUAAUGGCCGCGGCAGAGACUCAGUCGAUGUCGGCAUACCCACGAGCCUUCCAUACACUACAGCAACCUCGGAAUUCAUCUGGGGCACUCACUCCGUCUUAGCCGCUCUGAAAGCCAAGCGACGCAAGAUAUACAGGCUCUAUCGACUGCUACCCGAUAUUGAAAACCCUGACAACGAACAAGAGGAGGAAGAGGCAUUGAAGUCGUUCAGUAGUCCAACUCAGGAUCGAAUGAGAAGGAAGAAAGAGGCCGGUGUCUCCCAGACUUUGGCGGAAAUCUACACAAUUGCCGAGCAAGAGGGCCUCCGUGUCGAAAGGGUUCGGGGUCGUGACUGGAAGAACAAAUUCAGCAAAGCUACCGGUGGACGACCGCAUAAUGGGAUAUUGAUGGAGACGUCGCCGCUCUCUCCAUUACCCGUCACGGCCUUGCCUCCCGUCAAGCGACCCGACGAUGACAUUUCUGCUACCAUUGGAUGGGCAAAGCAGGAACAAGCCCAUAGCCCUCAAAAGGUCUUCGCCUUCGAGAACUACGUGGCCAGUAACCGUCUACAUCCACAUCGUCCGGCUCACCGUUAUCCAUUCAUGCUGUUACUGGACCGCAUCACCGACACCGGAAAUUUUGGCGCAAUCGUACGUUCAGCCUGGUUUCUCGGUGUAGACGCCAUACUUAUCCCCGAGCACGGCACCGCUUCUGCAGCAGGCAGCACCAAUGCUCUGAAAGCCUCGGCAGGCGCACUGGAACAUAUGCCAAUCCUGCAUGUCAGGUCCGAGGGGGAAUUCAUCAAAUCUUCUCGUGAAAAUGGCUGGAAGUUCUUUGCUGCUGAUGCAUCUGAGGCUGCUGGUGAUUGGAAUAGCCAUAACACUCGAAAGUUCAACAAGGUCGGACCAUUGAAACCCGAAGGUGCCUUGUUGAAGUAUCCUUGUGUCCUCGUCCUCGGCAACGAAGAGACCGGUGUUCGAAGUUUCAUGCAUAACCUCGUCGACGGAGUGGUCGGAAUACCGAACGCAAGACCGGAUGUUGGAGACAUUGACAGCUUGAACGUCAGCGUCGCUGCGGCUUUGUUGAUCCAAAAGUUCUUCAACUCGGCGCGAAUUGAAGACGCAGCAGUAUGAUCGCGGAAUGUAUGCAGUCUCCGCUCCUGCCCUCUGUCCAGUCCUGGCAAAAGGUUCAUAGUCUUAGGAAGCAACUCACUCCUUAGCCAGCCACUCGAGAGAAUAGACCGGGCUGUUCCUCCUGAACGGAACGAUGACAUCUCCCGCCGCAUUCGCUGCAGCACUCUGAACAGCCACCUUCUCCAUAACUUUCUCCUCGCUGGCCGAAAUCCU